This is a messenger RNA of Aureobasidium musti, 780 nucleotides long. The record is from the annotation of a GenBank genome assembly. Lineage: Eukaryota; Fungi; Ascomycota; Dothideomycetes; Dothideales; Saccotheciaceae.
AUGUGGAAAGCAGUCAUUCCCUUGGCUCUUGCCUUCGUAGGCCAGGUCGUUGGUCAGACGGUCUACAUAGCUGGAGAUUCUACCACAGCUCCUGGAGGUGGUGGUAAAGGCACAGAAGGUUGGGGCCAAUACCUACACUACUCCCUCAAAAUACCUGUCGUCAACAACGCCUUCGCUGGACGUUCUGCCCGCAGUUAUUCACGUGAAGGUCGAUUUGACGAAAUCGGCAAGCUGUUGAAGAAAGGAGACUUUGUCAUUAUCGAAUUCGGACACAAUGACGGCGCUAGCAAACCAGACAACGGACGUUCCGAUUGUCCAGGCAGCGGAACUGAGACCUGUCGAUACACAUACAACAUGUUCUCGCAAACANGUGGUGCAACAGAAACCGUCCACACAUUUCCUUAUUACCUUGAACAAGCAGCAACCUCAUACACCGCAAAAGGCGCCCACGUACUCAUCUCCUCCCAGACCCCCAACAACCCCGACGAGAGCGGUGUCUUUGUAUCCAGCACUCCUCGCUUCGUCGACCUCGCCAAAACAGCAGCUACAAAUGCCAAAGUGGAUUUUGUGGACCAUAAUGCUUAUACAUUGGCUGCGUACAAGGCUUUGCCUGUGAGAACUGUGGAUGCCUAUUUUCCGAAUGAUCAUACGCAUACGGCGCCUCAAGGAGCAGAUUUGGUUGCAAAGGCUUUUGUCAGAGGCUUGGUUUGUGGUGGAUCUUUGUUGGGUAACUAUGUCAAGAAUGCAACCAAGGAGAUUGAAGGGGCUUGCUUGAAGUAG